Gracilinanus agilis (Agile Gracile Mouse Opossum) is the source of this 974-nucleotide messenger RNA. Its product is annotated as apoptosis-inducing factor 3-like. Gene Ontology annotation, biological process: execution phase of apoptosis. The transcript is spliced from 8 exons. The annotation marks the transcript as partial. Gene Ontology annotation, cellular component: cytoplasm; mitochondrion. Gene Ontology annotation, molecular function: 2 iron, 2 sulfur cluster binding; oxidoreductase activity, acting on NAD(P)H. The record is from RefSeq and is a predicted model, not a curated record. NCBI's taxonomy places the organism in Eukaryota, Metazoa, Chordata, Mammalia, Didelphimorphia, Didelphidae.
AUGGCGAGCUUCAGGGGCGAGCCCCAGGGGUGCCCCCGCCUGGCCCCCGGGCCUUGGAGGGGUGGUCGGGGGACCCGGCCUCACGAGCCUUUUGUGGCUUCCCCAGUGGAGCUCAAGAUCGAAGUGGUGCUCCCUGAGAAGGACCGAGCCAAGGAGGACGCAUCUCCCAACGGCCAGGCCAGCCCUCUGGCCUACAAAGCCAACGGCCGGGCCCGGCACUACCACCCAGAAGAGCGGCCGUCCACCCUGCACCCCUACCCCAGCCCUCACGACCGAGUGGAGGCCGCCGUGUGCCACGUCAAAGACUUGGAGAAUGGCCAGAUGCGUGAGGUAGAGCUGGGCUGGGGCAAGGCCCUCCUGGUGAAGGAGAAUGGCGAGUUCCACGCCUUGGGUCACAAGUGUCCCCACUACGGCGCCCCCCUGGUGAAAGGGGUCCUCUCCAGAGGGAGGGUUCGGUGCCCCUGGCAUGGUGCCUGUUUCAACAUUGCCACCGGAGACAUCGAGGACUUCCCGGGCCUAGACAGCCUCCCCAAGUUCCAGGUGAAGAUCGAGAAGGAGAAGGUCUACAUCCGAGCCAGCAAACAGGCCCUGCAGACUCAGCGGAGGACCAAGGUGAUGGCCAAGUGCAUCUCGGUCAGUAAUUACCACAUGGGGAGCACCAACAUCCUGAUCGUGGGUGCUGGGGCAGCCGGCUUGGUGUGUGCAGAGACUCUGCGGCAGGAGGGCUUCUCCGACAGGAUUGUGAUGUGCACGAUGGACAGACACCUCCCUUAUGACAGGCCCAAGCUCAGCAAGUCCCUGGACUCCCAGCCAGAGCAGAUCGCCCUGCGACCCAAGGAGUUCUUCUUGACUUACGACAUCGAAGUCCUGACGGAGACCCAGGUUGUCACAGUGGACGUGAAGAACAAGAAAGCAAUAUUCAAGGAUGGCUUUAAGAUGGAGUACAAUAAGUUGCUCUUGGCCCCAGGAAACAC